Messenger RNA from Nymphaea colorata (pocket water lily), 864 nucleotides. RefSeq lists its product as uncharacterized. Bases 223 to 645 code for a protein of 140 amino acids. The record is from RefSeq and is a predicted model, not a curated record. The transcript is spliced from 2 exons. Lineage: Eukaryota; Viridiplantae; Streptophyta; Magnoliopsida; Nymphaeales; Nymphaeaceae.
UGUUUAACCUGGUUCUGCCUGGAAAACAUCUCUGUCGAUGCUGGUUUGUUAUCUGGAUUCGAAACAGUUUACAUGAAUCCGUCCGUCCGUCAGUGGUCUGAGACUCUUCAUUUGGGUGGACAUGACGCACGAUAAACGUUUUUGAACUGGCGCGAACUCGGGUGACGCGGAGCCAGAGGGUCUCUGUGGGAGUUUUUAGACGUGUGGAUUCGAUCGGUGAGGAUGGACGUGCGAGCCUGUGCCCUCCCUCUAAGCCCACCGUCUUCACUCUUCUUCCGUCCACAGCCACGGUGGAGCACGACGGCUAGUAGUUGCCCAAGAAUGUCUCAAGGUGGCUCGACAUUGGUGGUUUGCUGUCAGACGUCAAGUAGCCACAAGGACCAGCCAAAGUCGAAAACGUCGCUAAGAACCUGUCGGAAUUGCAAAACCCAGUUCGAUCCAUCGCUUAACCAUCCGUCCUCAUGCCGUUUUCACACCGCCCAUUUCGGAGGGGAGACAAAGAGGAAGUUUGAAAGUGUUUACGCAGGUGGAACCAUGAACACACCUGGAUCAGGCCAAGUUUUUCAGUAUUGGCAUUGUUGUGGUUCUGAAGAUCCAUUUGAUCCAGGCUGUACCUUAGCUCCUCACUCUUCAUAUGAUGACUAAUUCUGUGCAGCAGUAAGUUUUGUACUAGUCAGGCUGCCCCGCCUUAGGUGGGGAAAAUUCAAGACCAUGUUGUAUUGAAUUAUGCAUCUGAAUUCAUGUUAUUUUGAAUCAACAGAAGUCAAGAUAAGAUUUUGAGCCGCACUUACUGAUACUGUAACCAACCAUAUUUUUCAUUGGAUCUACAUUGAACUUGAACAAACGCUUAUACUUUCUGUGCAA